Caretta caretta (loggerhead turtle) is the source of this 835-nucleotide messenger RNA. RefSeq names its product IZUMO family member 4 (gene IZUMO4). NCBI's taxonomy places the organism in Eukaryota, Metazoa, Chordata, Testudines, Cheloniidae. The record is from RefSeq and is a predicted model, not a curated record.
AUGGGGGCGGCCCGGCGGCUGCUCGGCCUGUGGCUGGCGGCGGCGCUGGCGCUGGGCGCGGCCCGGGGCUGCCUGCACUGCGACCCCGCCUUCGCCGCCCGCUUCGCCUCCUACCGGCCCCGCCUCAGCCGCAAGGCCUGGGGGCUCGGGGACGUGCCGGCCGCGGGGCGGCUGCUGCGGGGCUGGGCCGGGGACACGGUGCGGGGGCUGCGCCUCAGCAUCCCCGCCGAGAUCCCUCUGGAUAAGCUGCAUGAAAUUGCAGCCAAAGUGUACGAAAAACUUGACAUCAUGUUGAGUGGGAAAACGUACCAACCAGGUGUUCUCCCUCAGCUCUUGCAGUCCAUUUUCCAGAACCAGAUCCAGACGCUACAGAGAGCCAUCAUUGAAAGUGAGCCUUUCCUCUGCAGACUGGAGUGUGAACGUCACUGUGGAAUCUUUAGAUAUGAUGCUGUCUCCUGCCUGACUUGUAACUUCUCCAGACCAGCUUGCUUUGGCUAUAACUGCGAGUCAUCAGAAGAAUGGGAAGCAGCCUUGAAAGGCCUUUUCGAUUACAUAAACAAAAUAGACCAGCAAUCAGCGAGGUGGAUAGUUGCCUUGAGAAGGAUCCCAGGCUUCCACAAUUGCACAUCCACCAGCCCAGCAAUGCUAAACUUUAAAAGGAUAAAUGCCAGCAUGUCUAAGACUUGGCACAACACACUUGUGAACAAGAGGACUCCUGGAUGGCACAAAUACAGAAUCCCCCCCACCAGAGUGAUAGACUGCUGAGCUGUGUUUUUUUAAAUGAAUAUCUACUUAGAAUGUAUUAGCUCUAAGGGAAAUUAAACAUUAGAAACUA